AAAAUUUGAUUCACCAGAUUGUGUUCAUAGGUAAAAGGGAGAUUCUGUCUUUGUGUUUCUCUGCCACAUCCUAUUAGACAAUGCAUUGUUACAUCAUUGUUUAUUCUGCUGAUGUGAACCAUAUUUAGGGAACUUCAUUGUAAAUGGCAAAGAGAAGGUCAUGGUUCGGUUGGAUAAAAAGACUAUUCAUCUGCGAGGCCAAACCAAAAUCAGAGAAGCCAAGGAGAUUGAGAUGGGUGUUUAGAAGACUAAAGCUGAGACACCAGAUUGCAACUCCAACACAAGAAACAAGGACUUUGAACAAAGCAACAGAGGAUCAAAGAAAACACGCCAUGUACGUAGCCAUUGCCACGGCUGCAGCAGCCGAGGCGGCGGUUGCAGCCGCCAAGGCAGCUGCUGAGGUUGUCCGGAUGGCGGAAAACUCCUUCACGUCACAACAUUUUGUCAAGAAGAGUAGUGAUCCUAAUUUGGCAGCUAUCAAGAUUCAGAGUGUCUUCAGAGCUUAUCUGGCAAGGAAAGCGUUGCGGGCACUGAAGGCGCUUGUAAGGCUUCAAGCAAUUGUCCGUGGCCGUGCUGUUAGGCGAAAGGUUUCUUCUAACAAAGCUUCAACAUCAAGCCUCAUCCAGAGGAAACACUUGUCUAAGAACAAAACUGAGAUCAAAGAAGAACUCAAGAUACCAAAACGUUCAAUGUGUAAUGGUCAGAACGGUUGGGACAGUAGCGCACUCACCAAGGAAGACAUCAAAGCCAUAUGGUUGAGGAAGCAAGAAGGUGUAGUCAAGCGUGAGCGUAUGUUAAAGUACUCCCGGUCUCAUCGAGAGAGAAGAAGUCCACACAUGCUUCUGGAGUCAUUAUACACAAAGGAAAUGGGGAUGAGAAGCUGCCGGCUUGAACAUUGGGGUGAAUCCAAGUCAGAAAUGGUUGUUGUCCCUACAAAAGUAAAGCUGAGAACGUUGCAGAGACAAGACUCUGGUGAUGGACAAGACUCUCCGUUCUCUUUUCCAAGGAGAUCAUUCAGCCGUCUUGAGCAGAGUCUGUUGGAGGACGAGAGCUGGCUUCAGGGCUCCAAUGGUUUCCAGCCUUACAUGAGUGUGACAGAGUCUGCAAAGGAAAAGUUUAGAUCACUGAGCACACCGAGGCAACGUGCAGGGGUCAUGGAGUCAUGGUUUGAUGACAAUAAGAAAGAUGGGGAUAAAGUAUCUCUCUGGUCUUCCUUUGUCAGUGAAGAAAAUAGUAAGAUGAGCAGCUCUAAGAAGUCGCCUCUUGCCACAAACCAACAUUUGUUGUUAAAAUAUUGAACAUUCAUGAUACUUUCUCUUUUUCUUUUGAUGGGUCUCACAUCUCAUGCUCUUUAUAGAUUUAUAUUCUUUAAUUUGGGGUUUUGGGUCUGUGCUUAUGUUCAUUUAUGUUCUUGAGGAUUUGGAAGCAUGUUGUUUUAUCAGUGUGAUUCUUUUGUUUAAUUUUUAAUUAAGAAAUGAGACAUGUUUUUAGCCAGCAGAUCUUUCUUUAGGCAAAGGUGGAGCAAGAAAUGGCACAGUCACAAGGACAUCUCUUUACAACUUAAAAGAACACUGACUAUAUAUGAUAAUGACAUUUAGGUUCAGCUGUUUCUCCUUUGUAGUCUUACAUACAUGAACGAUAGAGCCUCUCUGAUCAUGCUAGAUAUAAACAAGACAUCUAUUCACAUUCAUCAAAGCCUGAGACGACAUGAUGCUGAUCAUAUAAAAUGAGAAAACGCAACUCUCUCUUAACUCUACCUAGCUUGCAGGCGAACACUUCAAAAAUAACAAAGACUAGGUUGAGUGCUCGGUGUGAAAUAAAUAGUUGAUUGUUUUGUAUUGAUAAUAGUUUAAAAUUGCCUCAUUUAAAAAUGAUAUAUUUUGAUAAAUAAAAUAAAAUAAAAUAAAAUAGUUGACACAAUGACACUGCAUUAUUAUAUACACCGUAAAGUCUACACAACCAAUGUUAAUUUUUGGUGUUAGCUAAAUUGUUUUAAUUAUGGGAAAAAUUUAGUGAAAUAUGAGCUUAUUUUUUAUGGAGGUUUGUGCAUACUAAACAUAUACUACAAACAUAGUUUUAUUUUAACAACUACCCAUAAGAAUUUUCCCACAACUAACCAUAUUAUUAAUUUACAAAACCAUAAAGCGAUUUAAAGAUUGUAAGUAUUCAAAUAGAUUGAAGAUGAGCUCUUUCUAGAUCUGUGGGACGUUCUUUUCUUUGUGGUUGGUAAAUUGGUGUUGUGGAUGAGCUCUCGACGGUGGUCGAUUGAGGCUCUCAGAAGGAUGGAGCUUCCGUCGUGUGUGAAGUUUCGGUCUCUUUGUGAUGGGAGGUUUGGUGUUAUGGAGGAGAUCUCGACGUUGAGUCGAUGUUCAGGCGAUGAAGACUUUAUGCCUGGAAGAUGAUGGGUUCUUUGAUGUGAUCUUGUCUCAUGCAGAAUUCGGUGGAGCGCCGGGUAGUUUCCGGCGAAGAUGCUCCAGUCGGUGCAGACGGUGAAGUACUUUCUACACGUGUCUUUUUUUCUUCGUUAUGUUAACACGUGGAUGAGACUUCCUUUGUUGGGCCUUUGUUUUAGUUUUUGUUGUUGGGUUAGUUUGGGUUUGGGCUGCCCCUUUCGUUUUGGGCCUUUGUACUUCAAAACCUUGUUUAUAAUAAAAAAACAGACGGCAAAAAAAGAUUGAAGAGGAUGUAAAAAAAUAAAAGAUUCAUAAUUUCAUGUUAUAAAUCUCUUAAAAUAAUUCUUAUAACUAGAAAAUCUGAUUCUUGCUUAAUAGUUUA
Brassica napus (rape) is the source of this 2775-nucleotide messenger RNA. Its product is annotated as protein IQ-DOMAIN 12-like. The transcript is spliced from 5 exons. The record is from RefSeq and is a predicted model, not a curated record. Bases 144 to 1298 code for a protein of 384 amino acids. Gene Ontology annotation, molecular function: protein binding. Lineage: Eukaryota; Viridiplantae; Streptophyta; Magnoliopsida; Brassicales; Brassicaceae.